Raphanus sativus (radish) is the source of this 2228-nucleotide messenger RNA. Its product is annotated as glucan endo-1,3-beta-D-glucosidase 1. Lineage: Eukaryota; Viridiplantae; Streptophyta; Magnoliopsida; Brassicales; Brassicaceae. The record is from RefSeq and is a predicted model, not a curated record. The coding region runs from base 113 to 2125 and encodes 670 amino acids. Gene Ontology annotation, molecular function: endo-1,3(4)-beta-glucanase activity. The transcript has 2 exons.
UGUACAACUUCUAAUCUUCUUUUUAAAAACAACCAAAGACAGAGAGUAGGAACAACACAAUAUUCAAGUUAAGGCAACUACUAGAAGAAGCAAAAACCAGAGCCGUCAAGACAUGGCUAACUCAAGACCGAAGAAGGUUCAGUUGCUCUUCCCCAAAUGCGAAGCGUCUGUGUUACCAGACCCUUCUAGUUUCUUUAGCAACCAUCUCCUCUCAGACCCUCUCCCUACUAACUCCUUUUUCCAGAACUUCACUCUCGGCAAAGGCGACCAACCUGAGUACUUUCACCCUUACCUCAUCAAACCGGGCAAGUCCUCGCUCUCCAUCUCCUACCCAUCUCUGCUUCAUAACUCAGACUUCUUCCACGAGGUUUUCAAAUCAGACAUUACCAUCUCCUCCGGUUCACCCGUCGACCAGAGUUCCAGGCAACAAACUCAUCAGAUCUCUUCCUUUAGCGAUCUCGGCGUCAACCUUGACUUCCCUUCCUCUAAUCUCAGAUUCUUCCUCGUCAGAGGAAGCCCGUUUAUCACAUGCUCGGUCUCAUGCAACAAGAUCACAAUCUCAACAGGCCACGAGUUCGUAUCCUUUUCCGGAAACAGCUCUUGUACAAAGUACACGGCUAGGCUGAACAACAACCAGACCUGGUUGAUUUACACCACUUCCCCUAUUAAGCUAACCAAACACGACAACUCCUCGAUACACUGUCGUGGCGACUUUUCCGGUUUAAUCCGAAUCGCUGUGUUACCUACAUCAAAGCCAGAUUUCGAACCGGUUCUCGACCGGUUCAGCCGCUCGUACCCGGUUUCCGGUGAAGCAGACGUCACGAAGCCAUUCACUUUAGAGUACAAAUGGGAGAAGAGAGGCCACGGAGAUCUCUUAAUGCUAGCUCAUCCUCUUCAUCUAAAGCUCUUAUCAAAAGACAACGAAUCAGUCACCGUGCUGGACAAAAUCAAAUACAGAAGCAUCGAUGGGGACUUAACCGGUGUUAUCGGAGAUUCAUGGGUUCUCAAACCGGAUACUGUACCGGUUACGUGGCACUCACUCAAAGGAGUGAAACAAGAUUCAUCAUCACGCGAAGAGAUCAUCUCAGCUCUCAUCAAAGACGUCAUCGCCUUGAACUCCUCGUCUCCCGUCUCGAGCCGGUCUUAUCACUACGGGAAAGUGAUAGCGAGAGCAGCGAGGCUGGCUUUGAUUGCAGAAGAAGUCUCCUAUCUCCAUGUGAUUCCUGCUGUCGGUAAUUACCUAAAGGACAUGAUCGAGCCGUGGCUAGAAGGGAGCUUCGGACCAAACUCCUUUGUGUACGAUCCUAAAUGGGGAGGUUUAAUCACAGCGCAAGGAGCGAGAAAUGCGCGGGAAGAUAACGGAUACGGGAUAUACAACAACCAUCAUUAUCAUCUCGGUUACUUCCUCUACGCGAUUGCUGUGCUCGUUAAGAUCGAUCCUUUGUGGGGGAAGAGAUACAGACCUCAGGCUUACACUCUGAUGGCGGAUUACAUGACGUUGGGGAGGGAAUGUGAUUCUGGUUUCCCGCGUUUGAGAUGUUUUGACGUUUCCAAGCUGCACUCUUGGGCAGGAGGGUUGACGGCGUUUGCGGACGGGAGGAAUCAGGUGUGUCCAAGCGAGGCUGUAAACGCUUAUUACUCGGCUGCUUUGUUAGGUUUAGCGUAUGGCGACGUGCAUCUUGUUGCGGCGGCUUCCACCAUCAUGUCGCUUGAGAUCCACGCCUCGAAAAUGUGGUGGCAGGUGAAAGAAGAAAACACUAUGUACCCAAAAGAUUUCACGGCCAAGAAUCGUUUGGUUGGGGUAUUAUGGUCGACGAAGAGAGACAGUAGCCUAUGGUUCGGGGAUAGGGAGUGGAAAGAGUGUCGGCUUGGUCAACAGUUAUUACCGUUGAUUCCGGUUUCGGAAAUCCUCUUCUCCGACGUGAAAUUCGUGAAGCAGCUCGUGAAGUGGACUAGGCCUGCGUUGAAGAGAGACGGCGUUAAAGAUGGCUGGAAAGGGUUCGUUUAUGCUUUGGAAAGUGUAUACAGCAAAUACGAAGCGUUAGAGAAGGUGCGAGGAUUGCAAGAGUUUGACGAUGGAAACUCUCGCAGUAAUUUAUUGUGGUGGGUCCACAGUAGAGACUAGACGCUGGUCAUGAAGUCUAACUAAGAUUCUGUGGUACAAUUCUUAAGCAGUACUAGACGUUUGUGUCAGUGUGUGUGUCUGAUCAUGAAGCUGAACAUUUGGU